Molecule: messenger RNA, 1191 nt
Organism: Penicillium longicatenatum
Lineage: Eukaryota; Fungi; Ascomycota; Eurotiomycetes; Eurotiales; Aspergillaceae
Product: xylosidase
Exons: 4
Coding region: 1-1191 (396 amino acids)
Biological process (GO): carbohydrate metabolic process
Molecular function (GO): hydrolase activity, hydrolyzing O-glycosyl compounds
Source: RefSeq, a predicted model, not a curated record
AUGCAUCAAGGGACCUGGCAUCUUGGACACAAAUUGGUACGAAAUGUCAUCAACGCAACAAAUCAAAUUAACCUCUCCAACGCGACAACGGACGCAUUUCCGAUUGGCCCAAACAAUAAUCUUGUCGCCGUGUUGGGUCUCUUUGCGCCUACUAUCCGGUGGCACAAUGGAACGUUUUAUAUCAUUUGCACUAACGCCGCUCGCAAGAACGGGGAAGAAGUCUGCAUUAACAACUUUUACAUUAAAUCAGUGAACAUCUGGGCCAACGAAUGGAGCAAUCCCAUCUGGUUUGAAUACGAUGGAAUCGACCCAAGCCUGCUUUUCGAUGACAAAACUGGCAAAGUCACCUUUGAGGGCCACAAGGCCAUAAUGGCGCGAUCUAGAGACAUAUGGGGUCCUUACGAGGCCUACGAUAAGAACCCAGUGCUUACAGCGGCUAGCACAGAUGAGUAUGUCCAAAAUGUUGAACAUGCUGAUUUGUUCCAGGAUGGGUCUGGAGCCUGGUGGGCUGUGGCCUUGGGCGUGAGAAACGAGAUUGGAGGCAGGUGCCCAAUUGGACGGGAAACAUUUUUGAUUCCUGUGCAAUGGCCUGCAGGGGAGUGGCAAGUAUUCGGUCGGGCUAAAAUGCAAUUUGAACGAAUUGCUCUUCCCAUUGGCUCUGAGAGGGAUUUAUUGCCCAGUCAAACGGAGCUGGUCGAUGAUGUCUACAUUCGUGAUGCUCAACUCAAUAAUUACAUGUUUUCAGCAGACAGCAGCAUGAUCGCACUCAUUUCAAGGGCUAAUGGGCUAUCAGCAACUCAUGCAACUUUUCAUAUUCCCAGUGACCCUGGAUUUAAGGCCGGAUUGACACUUUAUAAGGAGAAUUUCCGUCAUGUUGACAUCUGCUAUGAUAGCAAUACUAGACAAGUGACACUAGAGGCUUGUUUCAAACUGAAGGGAGAACCACAAAUCAUCGCAGAAACUGCUAUCACGGCACGCAAAGUCCAGAUGCAGAUAUGUGCGUCUACCUUGGCAUACGAAUUUUCUAUCAGUAUCGAUGCUGAGACGGACUGGACUUUGCUCGGAUCAAUUGACGCAUUGGAGAUGACCGCUUGCGAUUUCAACGGGACGAUACUUGGCAUUUUUGCAGCUUCAGCAAGCACUGAGGAGAGGGUCUGUACUAUAGAAUUUGAAGACUUUUCCGUGUCUUGA